CGUGUUCAUCAUAAACAUCUUGUUUCUCUUGUUGGAUACUGCAGCACCGGGUUUCAGAGGCUACUUGUUUAUGAGUUUGUUCCCAACAAUACAUUGGAAUUUCAUUUACAUGGAAAUGGACGACCAACGAUGGAUUGGCCAACAAGAUUGCGAAUUGCUUUAGGAUCUGCAAAAGGACUUGCUUAUCUUCAUGAAGAUUGUCAUCCUAAGAUCAUUCAUCGUGAUAUUAAAGCUGCUAACAUCCUUCUCGAUUUUAAGUUUGAAGCAAAGGUUGCUGAUUUUGGUCUUGCAAAGAUUGCUUCCGAUCUCAACACUCAUGUUUCUACUCGAGUGAUGGGGACUUUUGGGUAUCUGGCUCCAGAAUAUGCAGCAAGUGGAAAACUUACAGACAAAUCAGAUGUUUUCUCUUAUGGAGUCAUGCUCCUUGAGCUAUUAACUGGACGUCGACCGGUUGAUAAAAAUCAGACUUACAUGGAUGAUAGUUUGGUGGAAUGGGCUAGGCCUUUGCUCAUGCGUGCUUUAGAAGAAAAUAAUUUAGAUUCUCUGAUUGAUCCAAGACUUCAGAAUGAAUUUGACCCUAGUGAGAUGACGCGUAUGGUAGCAUGUGCUGCAGCUUGCACACGCCACUCAGCAAAGCAUCGACCAAGGAUGAGCCAGGUUGUGCGUGCCUUAGAAGGAGACGUGUCACUAGCAAAUCUUAAUGAAGGAGUAAGACCUGGACACAGCAGUGUCUACAGUUCUCACGAAAGGUGGAUUCAG
Messenger RNA from Lathyrus oleraceus (garden pea), 759 nucleotides. Its product is annotated as proline-rich receptor-like protein kinase PERK1. The record is from RefSeq and is a predicted model, not a curated record. The transcript has 7 exons. Lineage: Eukaryota; Viridiplantae; Streptophyta; Magnoliopsida; Fabales; Fabaceae. Gene Ontology annotation, molecular function: ATP binding; protein kinase activity. The annotation marks the transcript as partial. Gene Ontology annotation, biological process: protein phosphorylation.